Ilex paraguariensis (yerba mate) is the source of this 1257-nucleotide messenger RNA. The record is from the annotation of a GenBank genome assembly. NCBI's taxonomy places the organism in Eukaryota, Viridiplantae, Streptophyta, Magnoliopsida, Aquifoliales, Aquifoliaceae.
AUGGAAGAUUUCAAAGAUUCUAUCCACCGGGCGGCUUUGUCUUUGGGAUAUGACGAGUCCAAAAUGGCAGCCAUAUUGGCGUGUUUCAUCAUGCACAAACCUCGGCAAAGGUCAUCUUUUACCAAAGCUGCACUGAAAACGCUUGAAAGCAUCGGAGCUCUGGAACAGUUUCUGAUGAAGCAUAGGAGGGAUUAUGUGGAUCUGCACCGCACCACUGAGCAAGAGAAGGACAGCAUUGAACAUGAAGUUACACUCUUUAUUAAAGAUUGCAAGGAACAGAUAGAUAUUCUCAAGAAUGGUAUAAAUGAUGAAGAAGCUAACUCUAAGGGCUGGCUUGCUAUUAGGGGUGACAAUUCAAACGCUGAUACCAUAGCACACAAACAUGGAGUGGUUUUGAUACUAAGUGAAAAGCUUCAUUCAGUCACUUCACACUUUGAUCAGCUGAGAGCCAUACGUUUUCAGGAUGCCAUUAACCGAGCAACACCAAGAAGAAAACUAAAGCACAUUAUCACCACAACAAAUUCAGACAUCUCUAGACCUAACAGUUUGGAACUCAGUGAGCCAAGCAAUUCAGAGGCCAGGGAACCUGUUGAAGUGCCAGAGCAAAUUAGUGUCCAGCAGCAAUUUUUGGAUGAUGAAACACGUGCUCUUCAGGUAGAGUUGACGAGUCUUCUAGAUGCUGCUCAAGAAACUGAAACGAAGAUGGUGGAAAUGUCUGCAUUGAAUCAUCUCAUGUCUACACAUGUUUUGCAGCAGGCACAACAGAUUGAGCAUUUGUAUGAACAGGUAGGAGCUAAGAACAUCAUUUACAUUUCCUGCUUAUAUAACUAGCUCUAAUUCAUACUCCAUCAGGACCUUAUGUUGUGGAUUCAUGUGAGUCUCCCAAGUAUUUCGUUCUUGGAUUAAUUAAAAAAAUAAAACACAACUACUUUGUCUUGAAUUAAUUCAUUUGUCUGGUAUCUCAUUCUCAUUUCUCACUACUGGUUUCAUGACACAAACUCAACUGAGCUAUAUCUGCUGUAUUACUUUUUAGGAAAUAUAUUUAAUUUACACGGAAAUUUAGUAUGACCACCAAACAACUAAUCAGCAAUCAAAUUGCUGGAAUAGUGCACCAUCGUCUGCAAUAGAUUUUAGCCUGGUUGAUAUGUUUUUUUUGCUGCCUUAGAUAAGUCUAAGGGUAAAGUCCCCCAUACCCCAUGGUUACCACAAUUCACUAAACCUUUAACGACCCACGAUCUGGGUACAUCGAUCCGAAAU